This is a messenger RNA of Emiliania huxleyi CCMP1516, 2280 nucleotides long. RefSeq lists its product as hypothetical. The transcript has a single exon. The record is from RefSeq and is a predicted model, not a curated record. Bases 1 to 2280 code for a protein of 759 amino acids. Lineage: Eukaryota; Haptophyta; Isochrysidales; Noelaerhabdaceae.
AUGGCAGCUACGGUCGGUGACCCGCCGCAAGUGCAGGACCUCCACCCGGGCCUGAUCGCAUUUGUGACGGAGAACCCAACCCCCGAUAUCAGUCUCGCUGUACGACAGUUGCAGGGCUCGCAGGGACACGUGCUAGCUAUCUCGCCGCCGCGGACUCAGCAUGCCGUGCUCUCCGUGGGCGCGAAUUGGGCCAACCUGACACGUGCAGAGGAGGCCACCGAGCACUGGGCGCGCCUAGCAGCCCGGCACGGAACGUCGUCUGACUCCACAGUCCAGCGCAAUAUCCGCCGCUGGCUGAUACUGCGCGAGGUGAUCCGCGAGAGGCCGGAUAUUCGUCCAGACACCGCGCUCGUCCUCGUCGAACGCAACGUGCUGCUCUUCCAGGACAUCAAGCGCUGGCUGCACGUCGUGCGGAGCAGUCCGUCGCACGGCGCGAGUGUCGCGGCCCUCGCGGGUCGUGCAGUCCUAAUCCUAUCUCCCGAGGCGCUGGCUCGCUUCGCCACCUACCUGAGGUGGCUCACUGCCGGUCCAACCUCGCGGCUCGCGGCAGAGCUUGAUCGCUUCGGUGUGCCCGCUGCGCAGCGCAGCGAGGCUGCGCGGCCACAGCUCGCGGUGGGGAGCCGUCAUGCGCUGCUGCACCGUCGCUGCACCAAUCGGUCAGCCGCGCGGGCCAACUGCACCUUUCUGCGUGCGCCUCACCGCAGAGCUUUGCCCGCGGAUCUCCCCACGGCCACGGCUCUCCCCAUGUGGGCGGAGUUUGACGCGGUGCGAGCCUUUUGCAAGCGCUCCAAGGAGAGCUCUCUGGCGUACAGUCUUCUCCCGAUCCGCUGCUCCCUCUGUCGGUCUGAGGCCGACCCCUUCACCGGCAACUGCGCAAGCUCGGACUACCGAGAAGACCACCGUGCCCACCUGGAGCAGGCGUACGAACAGCAGCCCGCCGGCCCGUGCUCGACGGAGUACCGCACCGACCCCGAAGGGACUGUCGCGUACCGCAUGGAUAGCGUGCCGUGGGGCAGGAGCAACGCGGAAAGCGUGCAGGCGCUCAAGCCCGCGCCAUCGCUGGCUGGGACGGACGCUGGGCGAUGGCUCGCAUCACUGAGGCUGCGGGGCACUUCUUGGCUAGUUCGAAGCUCCAGCGGGCAUCUGCACCGCUUGUGCCUUGCCAACCUCAGAGGACCCGCCGCCGUCACGGCGCCGUACAUGGGCCUGUUGGUGUCCGGACGCAGGCAACCCUCGCCGCGGGGCGGCGCGGCGUUGCAAAUUUCCGACGGUAGCGAGGCGGGCGGCAACAAGAGCAGGGGCAGCGUGGGCGACGGCGGCGGCGAGAGCGGCAACUUCCUCGUCCUCACCUAUGGCCGAGCCGGCUCGACCUGGUUCAUGGAGCAGCUGGCUCGGUACAACUGCGUCGCUACCGUCACCGCCGAGCCGCUGACGGUCCUGCAGGGUUGGAUUCCCACAAAAGUGGCGCCGAUGACGCUGUGGCAAAACUGGACGCACAGCCAGAGCGCCGAGCGCGUGCUGCACGACCUCGACAGUGCCUUUUCCACGGCGCCCUGGGAGCUGCACCGGGACGGGGCAUGCCGCAAGCCGCCCUGCCGCAUACCACCGCCGCGGAAGCUUUGCAGCGGAGAGCCAUCAUGCUGUUCGCGCGCGUCCCGCGGAAUGAAGGUGAUGCUGCCGCUCUUGCCUCCCAGGGGUGGCGCCGAUGCGCUCCUGUCCGCCGCGGUCGAGCGGCGGUGGCAGGUGCUGCACUUGAUCCGCGCGUCCGUCAUCCGGCGCGCAAUCUCGGUGCAGCGGAUGCAAAUCACGGGCGUGCACCACACAAAGGCGCAGAAAGAGAGCGCCGCGGGCACGGGCAAGAUCGACCGCAUCCAGGUAUCGCCGGAGGCGCUCGCGGGCCUGACAAUGGACUACGUCGCCAUGAUCACGCGGCACCGGAGGGCCAUUCGCGACGCUAUUCCCGAGGCGCGCACCCUCGAGCUCUUCUACGAGGACGUGCUGAUGCAACGGCCUGGGAACCGGUGGCGAGACAUCCUUGACUUUCUCGCCUUUGCCCCUCGGCAGCCGACCGCCCACCAAGCGCGUGAGUUGCUCCAGAUCUCGCCCACCACCCUCGUCGCGUGCGAGCGCCUCGUCGAGCAGUACGACGUGCUCGAGCGGCUACUGCGAGAGCAGCUGCGCUCGCUCAAGGACGACCAGCAGGCGAUCCUCACCUACGCCUUGAGCGAGUGCAGACGGCCAAGCGGCACGCCACCGGUCAGGCGGUACCUGCGCAGAUGA